Messenger RNA from Globicephala melas (long-finned pilot whale), 1215 nucleotides. The record is from RefSeq and is a predicted model, not a curated record. NCBI's taxonomy places the organism in Eukaryota, Metazoa, Chordata, Mammalia, Artiodactyla, Delphinidae.
GCCGUGGGAACCUGCAGAGGGGGUGGCAUCCCAGAAGGCAGAGGAACCAGCGGCGGCGGCAGUGGAGGCCGAGUUCUGGUUGGGCGAGGUCCUGGCUGAUAACUCCGAGUCCUGGGAGGCUGGGGCCUGUGGACCUGACGACAGGGCCGAAGCUGGCGAGGGGCGGCCCAGGCCUCAGGCCCUUGCAGCCCCUCCUGGGGCAUCGGCCUCAAAGGCAGGCCGCGCUCAGCGCUGGCCUCUGGCGGUUAGGCAGUGGAUCAAAGCUCUCAAAAACCUUCAGGCACGAUAUGCACAAGUAGAAGCCCAAUUCUCUAAAGACCUUUAGGAUCUUGAGAAAAAGUAUGCUGCCUUCUACCACCCGAGGGGCAAACAUAUGGCAUACCUCACUUUUGGCUGACGGGCUUCUAAAAACGUAAAGAUUCUCAGUAGGAUGACCUGAGAAAAUGAUGAAACGGCACAGGGGCACUUUUCAGUGGUUGAGGAAUCAAUGAGCUUCGCCGUAGAAUUUGUCUUUAAAUCGGGUGAACGUUUUCCAGUGACGUUCUGGCAGAAACAUACAAAAAAACUCUCAGGAUCAGAUGAUUUCGAUCCCUUCUCCAAAGGGCCAGAAGUAAUCAGCAGCACAGUGUGUGAGAUCUACUGGAAAGAGGGGGAAAAUGUUGUGAAAACUGUCAAGCAGCAGAAGUAUGAGGGCCAUGGAAGUGUUGUAUCAACCAGUAGGAGCAUGGCCAGCUAUUCUUUUCAUUUCUUUCUUUAUUUUCUGACGUAUUUGUCUUCUCCAGAUCCUCCCGAGGGCAGAGAACUAGAUUCUGCUGCUGAUUUUAUACCGGGAAAUGUUAUCCACCACCUUGUGAUGCCAAAGUCCGUAUCAUUCGACACUAAAGAAGAGAGUGAACAUCAGUAUGGAAACGCUGAUGAAGAGAAAGAUGAUGGAAAUGAGAAACCAGAAGAAGGACCCAAGCUGGAUAUGGUCUCAGCAGAGGGCAGCUCUGGAGAAUACAGUUGGAAGGCAUAAAAAGAAGUGGACAGCGAAAGAAAAGAAGAAUUUGUUCUUCACGGAUAUUCUAGUUUUCAUUAGCCCACAAUACAAAUGUUGUUUCAAAGUUCAACAUCCCAAAAUGAUAUUAACUGACAUCUGACUUUAUUCUUACCUUUGACAGAUAAAUUUGACAGUAUUGUUCACAUUGAAAAUAAAAGCUUGUUUGACAUGGAUAA